AUCGAAAUCGAAGCGAAAAUCGGCCGGAUCCUCCGAAAAGAUAGCGAUGAGCGGAUCGUGUUACCCGUGAUGACGCCGACGGUGCUGGAGAAAGUGUGGGCGGAGAAACAGACACGGUUUGAGAGUCAGAUGGAUGUUCACGAGCACAGGGCUAUGAAUGAAUUCUUGAAUGCUUGUGCGACCGUCUCGCAUAAUGAGGCGGGUAGGGUGGCGGUGCGGUAUUCCCAUCCGCGUGAGACGGACUCAUUUCGCACGCUUUCGCCGCUUGGACAUAAAUUCUUGCCUGCUGCGGUCAAACGACACACGAGUGCGAGCGGCGGUGGUAAUAGUCAGAGGGGACUGAAAUUACGCACGACGACUGAUAACGCGACGGGCAAAGUUACGGCGAGGAUUGUGAAGGUGAAAGUGGCGGAUUUGCACAUUUUCAACCCGGGCUGGGAAUACGAUUGUCGUAUUUCCCUCAACUUGGAAGCGAAUAUGCUUUCCCGGCCGGAUUUACCGCCGUACGAAGAUCUCGUCGUCGAUGAAACGACUCCCGCGGAGGGAAGUGUGGGUGUGGGUGUGGGUGUGGGAGUGGGUGAAAGCCCGGACCGCAAUAAAGACCGUCUUUCCUACAAUCACCUCUGCUACCGCGUCGAUCUGACGAAAGUCGAGGUGAAAGGGGUGGCGGGGGCGAAGUAUGAGUUGGAGCUUGAGGUCGAUGCGCACGUGUUGCGGGAGCAGAUGGGGCGGUUGGCGGAGGGGAGGGAGAGUGGGUUUGUGGAUGUUGUGAGUGGGUUUUUGGAUGAUGCUACCUUGCUUAUGAGGCAG
Baudoinia panamericana UAMH 10762 is the source of this 810-nucleotide messenger RNA. RefSeq lists its product as uncharacterized. The record is from RefSeq and is a predicted model, not a curated record. Gene Ontology annotation, molecular function: polynucleotide 5'-phosphatase activity. The transcript has a single exon. NCBI's taxonomy places the organism in Eukaryota, Fungi, Ascomycota, Dothideomycetes, Mycosphaerellales, Teratosphaeriaceae. Gene Ontology annotation, biological process: 7-methylguanosine mRNA capping; polynucleotide 5' dephosphorylation. Gene Ontology annotation, cellular component: mRNA capping enzyme complex. The annotation marks the transcript as partial.